AUGUCCAGCAUACGUGCUAUCUUUGUUGAAUCCCGUGGCCAUGCGGUAUUACGCUCCGUCACUCUUCCUAAAAUUCCCGAUGAUUACAUAUUGGUGAAGACCAAAGCUGUUGCUUUGAAUCCUACCGACUGGAAACACAUACACCUGGAGGAUUGUGCUGAUACCAUCGCUGGUUGUGACUAUGCCGGAGUCGUGGAAGCUAUCGGCCCUAUGGUCAGCAAGGAUUGGAAGAAGGGAGACCGAGUGGCAGGUUUCGUGCAUGGCUGCAAUCUGGUGCAGCCCAAGAGCGGGGCCUUUGCCGGAUAUGUUCUUGCCAAAGGCGAUAUCCAGUUUCGCAUCCCUGAUUUCAUGAGCUUUGAAGCUGCAUCGACCUUGGGCGUGGGUCUGACAACUGUGGGCCAGAAUCUCUACCAAUACCUUCAGCUACCCAGUCCAAGACGUGAAGCAUUGACGGAUGGAUGCGCUGUCGAUGAUCCACCCGAGACUAUUUUGAUCUACGGUGGUGCCACAGCCACCGGAUGCCUGGCUAUUCAAUUCGCUAAGCAGUCAGGUCUCCGUGUUUUGACCACCUGCUCGCAGGUUAACCAGUCAUACAUGUACGACCUAGGCGCAGAUAUCGCCUUCGACUAUCAUGAUCCCCAAGUGGGCGAUCGAAUUCGCGAUGAGACAGAUGACGCGCUAGAGUUGGCUUUUGAUACUAUCUCAACUCCGCAAUCUGCCGCAAUCUGCGCCACUGCCAUCUCAUCUGCAGGAGGAAGUUAUGCUGCGCUACUCGAUGUACGGUGCCCACGUGUAGACGUGGACACCCAAGUGUCGAUGGCUUAUGCGAUGAUUGGGGAGAAAUACCAUCUGGGCAAAUUCGAGAUCGAUGGAAAAUCCGCCGAUCUCGAGUUUGCGACGCGUUGGGCAGAGGAAGUCGAAUUUCUGCUUCAAGCUCGUCAAAUCCACCCGCACCGUUAUCAGAUCAAGCCUGGUGGUCUCGAGGGUGUGCUUGAAGGGCUGCAGCUUCUGCGCGAAGGGAAGGUCCGAGCCUGCAAGCUCGUCUACCCUGUGGAUGAAACUCAGUAG
Messenger RNA from Penicillium malachiteum, 1068 nucleotides. RefSeq names its product zinc-binding alcohol dehydrogenase family protein. Gene Ontology annotation, molecular function: oxidoreductase activity, acting on NAD(P)H. The transcript has 2 exons. Lineage: Eukaryota; Fungi; Ascomycota; Eurotiomycetes; Eurotiales; Aspergillaceae. Bases 1 to 1068 code for a protein of 355 amino acids. The record is from RefSeq and is a predicted model, not a curated record.